This is a messenger RNA of Pseudovirgaria hyperparasitica, 264 nucleotides long. Its product is annotated as small nuclear ribonucleoprotein. Lineage: Eukaryota; Fungi; Ascomycota; Dothideomycetes; Acrospermales; Acrospermaceae. Bases 1 to 264 code for a protein of 87 amino acids. Gene Ontology annotation, molecular function: RNA binding. Gene Ontology annotation, cellular component: U12-type spliceosomal complex; precatalytic spliceosome; U2 snRNP. Gene Ontology annotation, biological process: mRNA splicing, via spliceosome; spliceosomal snRNP assembly. The transcript is spliced from 3 exons. The record is from RefSeq and is a predicted model, not a curated record.
AUGCCUCAAGCACAGCCUGAGCUCAAGAAGUACCUUGACAAGAGGUUAUACGUGCAGCUCAACGGGAGCAGACGAGUGAUGGGCGUUCUUCGCGGCUAUGAUGUCUUUCUCAACAUCGUCCUAGAUGAUGCUGUGGAGGAGAAGCCUGGUGGCGAGAAGGUGAAAAUUGGUAUGGUGGUCAUAAGAGGAAAUUCGGUCGUCAUGCUUGAGGCUCUGGAGCGUAUCGGUGGCAACGAUCGAGGAGAGCGCAUGCAACAGCAUUAG